GUGGGAGACGGAGUGAACAGGUUCUUUUUCUCAUUUGGGAUUUCAAAACUGCAGUUUGGAUUCAGUUUUGGGAUAGAUGACAAAGACAAAAGUUUGCUCUUUGUUGGUGAGCAAGACCACCUGGUGCCUUCCACCUCUCCUUUCCUGCUGGAAGGUGAUAUUUUUCUUGUUGCUGGACGGAUGCUUGGGCACUCUUUCUUAAAUGGGGGACCGCGACUGACUGGAUUAAGCCCCGCUGUUUUGGACAUAAUUGCUGGAAAAGAAGACACAAACCAGCUUGCACCUCAAGACAGCCCAGACAUUGAUGUGAGAGAAAUUGUCACUCUGCUUACCAACAAGGACCCUUUGAGCCCAGCUGAUAAACACAAUGUUGUGGAGCUGUGUGUGGCUUGGGAUCUGCCCACUGCUGUUAAUGACACCAACAGGAACUGGCUUGCAGAAAAGAUCCUUCACCAUUCUAUGAUUCUUGAACAAGUGAUUUGGCCUUCAAAAGAUUCCUCUGACAGUGAGCAGGAGUGGAACAUUGAACAGCAGUGUUCUGCCCUUGCAUUUUUUCGGCAGUAUGUUGAAAAAGACAAUUCGGAGAAGUUGAAAUACCUCAUCAAGUUUUGGGUUGGCUGGGUGGUCUUUCCACAACACCUCUACAUUGAGGUUAUCUCUGGCCUACUGCCAAAGUCAAAGACCUGCCUUGAGACCUUACAAAUUCCAGGACAUCACACAGCCUACAAGGACUUUGAAGAAGCUCUUGAAGCAGCUGUUCAUACAGCUGACACUGGAUUUGGAUUUAUCUAGCUACUUGAGGGGAAAUUUGAAUGUGUGUUAUUUGUCCCUUUUUUAUGUAGCAGUGUUGUGUGUUGCAUUUGCAUGAAUUUGGCAAAAAAUGUUAGCCAUUAAGUUGCAGAAAUGGACACAACUGAAUGUGUUAAAGUUGUUACCAAUGUGUCAGCAAAAGCAUAGGCUUUGAUGCAUGAAAAAUGUUGCACUGAUUUUUUUUUUAAAUUGAUUGUGGUUCUUAACAUUUCAUGCGCUUGCUAGAAAGUUCCCUUUAAGCCCAGUUCAGACAAAAAUAUUUCCCAUACCGUAAAACUCACUUACCAUGGGUUUUGUGUUGUGCAUAAUGGUGGCAUAACAUUUCAAGACUACUUCACAAAAAAUUUUAAUGUUUAAAUGUUUUAACAAUCUUUCAAAUUUACAUAGCCCAAGUUGCGAAUCAUAGAUCUGAACGG
Messenger RNA from Perca flavescens (yellow perch), 1226 nucleotides. RefSeq lists its product as uncharacterized. The transcript has 5 exons. Gene Ontology annotation, molecular function: ubiquitin-protein transferase activity. The coding region runs from base 181 to 792 and encodes 203 amino acids. The record is from RefSeq and is a predicted model, not a curated record. NCBI's taxonomy places the organism in Eukaryota, Metazoa, Chordata, Actinopteri, Perciformes, Percidae.